GGGGAGUUAGCCGACUGAUAACGUUUGAAAGUUUAUUGCGUUUAAAUAAAGUUUUAAAGUUCUAUUAUCAUGGACUGUAUGGUACAUGCUUUCAACAGAUUUGGUGUGCCUCACAUGACCAACUAGUGGUUUAGAAUAAUGUGUAGUUUAAAAUCGUAUUCACAGCACCGUCACGGCUCGAGAGGAAGUGACGUAUGUUCACGCAUGCGCACUAGCAAUCCGGCGCAAGCACGUUAGCCAACAAUGGCAAAGCAUCAUCCAGAUCUAAUUUUCUGUAGAAAACAAGCCGGCGUGGCCAUUGGGAGACUUUGCGAAAAAUGCGAUGGCAAGUGUGUCAUCUGUGAUUCCUAUGUGAGGCCGUGCACGCUGGUCCGUAUUUGUGACGAGUGCAACUACGGCUCCUACCAGGGACGCUGCGUCAUCUGCGGAGGACCCGGAGUAUCCGACGCCUACUAUUGUAAAGAGUGUACCAUCCAGGAGAAAGAUCGAGAUGGCUGUCCUAAAAUUGUAAAUUUGGGAAGCUCCAAGACAGAUUUGUUCUACGAGAGGAAGAAGUACGGCUUCAAGAAGAGGUGAAGACCCUGCGACCGGUCUUCAUUUUCAGUCUUGUUCGUGGCAACUAUUUUGUUUAUUGCCCUGAUUUGUGUAAUGAUUUCAAUAAAAGAUCUUUUAUAUUCCAGUCUUGAUGCUGUCUACUGUAUUUUAAUAUCUUCAUCUGUGGUUUAUUUUGUGUAUCGUAAACAAGUACUCAUGGAUUUUUUCAACAAGAUUUUAUUUAUACACCAUGUAUGUACAUGAGGCAACACACUGAAAAAGUCAAAGCAGUUUUUACAAAGAUGAGGCCAUAAAAGUUAAAAGAAACCUUAACAGUUGACUUAUUUCAGAAAGGCAGCAAGAUAUGCAAUCUGCACUGUCGCAGAAAGCAUGAGAACGUAUACCGGGUCAGGAAGCCCAAUAAUCCAAAUCAACCUGACAGUACACUGAUAUAAAGUGUGAGAACUCCAUGGAAAUAAAGACAAAAGUGUGAGGCAUUGACCUUUUUCAUCUAUAAAAUAUCAAGACUCAAGUUUUCCUUUCACUAAAUGAUGUUUUGUACUUCAUGGAAUAGUUAAAGGAAGCACAGUAGUAUGGACUAAAAACCAAAAAAAUAGGACAUUUAAAAUGGAGUAUGCGUCAAAAAUGCAAAAUACCUUAUGAAAGUCGGGUUCACAAUGAAAUAUUCACAUGUUUGAACAUUUGCUUAAAAAGCAAGCAUGCCAAGCAUCUUAUUUUACUAUGAAUUUGAUAGCCAAAGCAAGAGAGAACUGGGAGUGAAAUAAGGCUGAACAAGUACUAUGAUACACAACUAUUUACAUGACAUUCUUUGAAUUGUAAAUGCCACACAUAUCAUUCAGAGACAUAAGUACACAUGAGCAAGACAAUGUCAUUCCCUGAAGAGAUUUCAGUAUUUAACACCUGUUUAAAUAUGAAAAACAAAUAUAGGCGACAUUUUUCUUAAACCUUGAAGCAACCCGGAAAUAAUGCGACAUCUUACUAUAACAAUCGCUACAUAAGGUAACUCAUCUUCUUCAAAAAGACGUACAAAUAAUACAAGCCUAUUAUUAUAUCAUCCAUAAAAUAGGAACUCUUAUAACCAAGAUGAUAAAAACAAAGAACAUGAAAA
Molecule: messenger RNA, 1663 nt
Organism: Corythoichthys intestinalis (scribbled pipefish)
Lineage: Eukaryota; Metazoa; Chordata; Actinopteri; Syngnathiformes; Syngnathidae
Gene: phf5a
Product: PHD finger protein 5A
Exons: 4
Coding region: 244-576 (110 amino acids)
Biological process (GO): mRNA splicing, via spliceosome
Cellular component (GO): precatalytic spliceosome; U2 snRNP; U12-type spliceosomal complex
Source: RefSeq, a predicted model, not a curated record